Molecule: messenger RNA, 8529 nt
Organism: Patiria miniata (bat star)
Lineage: Eukaryota; Metazoa; Echinodermata; Asteroidea; Valvatida; Asterinidae
Product: mucin-like protein
Exons: 38
Coding region: 970-5178 (1402 amino acids)
Biological process (GO): cell-matrix adhesion
Cellular component (GO): membrane
Molecular function (GO): calcium ion binding
Source: RefSeq, a predicted model, not a curated record
GAUGCUUCAUUUUGUACAGCAACGGGCAACCCCACAAACUGCAUAUGUUUGCCCCAGCACACACCGUAUUGCAAUUGCUCGUCGGGGUACUGUGGACAUGAUUGUUCUCAGUCAGCCGAGGGAGUUGAGUGCACUGGUCCAGCUGUGCCCUAUCCUAAUUGCACAGACAUUGAUGAGUGCGAUCCAGGGCACUCGGGGCCACGCUGUGAAGCCGAGAGCACAGUUCAGUGUCCCGAGGUUGGUAACACGUGUCUUGACGAAGGGGUUUCAUCAGUGUCAGUCGGUUGGACACUAUCGGCAGACUUAGACCCAAGUUCGGAUGAUAUCACUUGUAGAGACUUGACUGAUGGAGCCACAGUGAAUAUUACAGGUGGAGUGUUUGGAAUAGGGCCACACCACGUGGUUUGCUCGUCAAAUGCUGGUGCCUUUGGAGAUUGCCUCAUUUCAUUCGGUGUUUCGUCAUACCCAAGACUCGCAGUACCAGCAGUGGGUGAUCAGUGUACUGAACCAGACACGGACACAGCUACAGUGACAUGGACCGAGGUUCAUGCCACGGACGCUGGGGAAGUCACCAUCGAUUGCACAAAUUAUGGUGAUGGCGUCGGUGUCGAUCUUACAGGAGGUGUAUUUGGAGUGGGAAACCAUACCGUCACCUGUACUGUUACCAAUGACCUAGGCUGUGUGACUUCAAAGAACUUCACCUUCACUCUCUAUAAGAAUCAUCUGUUCACGUUUGGUGCCGAGGUUGGUGACUUCCUCCUGUCAAAUGUACCCCAGCAGCCACUAUUGCCAAAUAAAGACCUGAUAUCACCCACGAUAUUCCCACCAAAUUUCUUUCCCUUCUGCGAUGAACUUUAUGAAAAACUGUAUUUCACUGACAAUGGCGUGAUUGUUCUCUCAAAUGAUCAACCUCUCGACAAAUUCGCCUUUUCGAGUACUACAAGUCCUGUCUUCAGCGGCAACGAGGCAAUGAUAACGCCAUUUUGGGCCGAUGUUAAAGGCGAUGCCUUUACCCCGACCAGUAACGUUUUCUGGCAGGUGUAUGAUCAGUACGACGAAAAUGUCAGCCAGGACAAGUUGGACACCAUCAGCGCUGCUGUGUCGACCAAAUUUGGCACAUUUUCAGCAAACUGGGCACUCGUAGUCACCUGGAGUAACGUUAAAUUAGCGUCUACGUUAUCGGAUGAGACAAACACAUUCCAAACUGUGCUGGCAACGGAUGGAAUCCAUGGCUUUGUGAUAUUCAAUUACGAUCCCUGCGGCACCAACUGGGACUUCAGUUUGUUACUGAACAAGAAUGUCAUCCAGGGCUUUACCUGCAGAGGGACCUUUAAUCAGUCUGUCUACGUGGACAUACCAGGUGAAUCGCUAUACCGCCCUGGUAACAUCGAAGGCAACGCGGGUCAGACAGGACGUUGGGUGUUUCGCCUCAACGCACCAAGCCCGAGCUUCGUUAAUCCACGUCUGGAGUGCCGCGAUUGGUACCAUCGCCAGUCACCUUACCCUUUGUUUGAUAACUAUUUCCCUAAUUUCCAGGACGUUUGCCCUUGCAGCCUGGUGAGUGCCUCGUUUGACUGGCGAUUCAUAGAGGUUCCAGCCUACAAUGUACCUCGGGAACUACAAUUUGACUCGGCAUUCCCUGUUGUUUGUUUCGUGCGUCUGUUCCAAGUGCCUGGAACUCCAGGUCCUCGGUGUUGCUACAAUACCUUUACCUGCGAUCUCCUGUACGAUGUAAGGAGCCCAAGAAUCGCUUCAGUCUUCGAGCGCUUCCCACUCAGCCCAGCGUUCUACACAGAGGACUUGUACCAACAGUGGCUAGAUGAGGAGGCGUGGGCUCGCUUUUACUGCUGUGAUCGAUCAACUCUUUGCCAUCUGUACAAAGAGUGGCGCCCUCUCAUGACAUGCCAAUCGUACAUCCCUCUCUCCUGGGUGUGGGGCUGGGGAGACCCCCAUAUCGCAACAAUUGACGGGCUGCAGUACACCUUCAAUGGUCUGGGAGAAUAUACACUGGUACUCAUCGAGGAUGAUGAUGGACAACGAGUCUUUGAACUGCAAGGUCGCACACGACAGGCCGUGGAUACAGAGACAGGACAACUUAGCCAGGCCACUGUCUACUCUGGUUUCGCUGCAGUGUACACGGGAGAAGCAAGGGUUGAAGUCAAAUUGAGUAACGAUACCAUGGAUUUACUGACUACUGUCAGUGGUACCAUUGUCACACCUACAGCUGAAGGAUUGCUGUUUAACAGUCUUCGUCUAACGAGGUCGGAUAAUCCCAUCGAAGUGAGCGUCAUAUACGCGGAAUAUGUCACCUUUACUGUUAGGGUUAACAACAGCAUGGCCGACAUAACCAUCCUCUUCAACCAGGACUUCAGAGGCAGAACUAAGGGACUUCUAGGUGUAUGGGACGACGACCCAAGCAAUGACACUUUGAGGCGUGAUGGCACAUUGCAAUCAGCCUCUGGUGACAAUGGAGAGUUGCUGGAGAGGGAUUUCUUCGCAUUUGGUGAAACGUGGAAGAUUAGCGAAGAGGACUCCCUGUUCUUCUACCAACUUCUUGAUGAAAGCUACGACUCACUGAACGACCCCAACUUCAAUCCAGACUUUCUGCAAGAUUUGCUUGACAGAUCCCCGCAGGACAAAAUCGACGAGGCCAAAGCAGUCUGCGGGCCCAGCAAAGCGUGUCUUUAUGAUUCCUUGGCUCUGAAUGAUACAAGCAUCGGUAUGGCUACAUUGCUAAUCAAUGAGAUGAACACGCUUAACAUGGAAUUGUCAACCAACUUCCCGCCGAAUCUGCUGCUAGUGGAGACUAUUGAGGUGGUUGUAGGGCAGAACUUCACCUUGCAAUUAGAAGCAGCUGAUCCUGAUGGAGAUAAUAUCACAUACCACCUGCUUCAGACAGUAGAAGGGGCGUCAAUUUCAUCUAAUGGCGGUUUUUUCACAUGGACUCCUACAAACAGGUCCAAGGUCUCGAUUGGUUUCCUAGCCACAGACGGUAGAGCCAAUGCAACGCUUGAACCCAUUGUGAAGCUUUGUGAUUGUGAGAAUGAUGGCACAUGUCUGUUUGAUCAGUUCGUCAGUGGAACCAACCUUGUGCAGGAUCGCUUCGGGGUGGUGUUGUGUGAGUGUCAGAUGGGCUUCACUGGUGAGUCUUGCGAUAUGGAUUAUGACGCCUGCGCCGACAACCCUUGUUUCACGGGUGUGGCUUGCACUGAUGAGGCCCCGCCAUCGUACAACAGCACCUGCGGACCUUGCCCUGAAGGACUCGAGGGAGACGGCAGGAGCUGCCAAGAUAUCAACGAGUGUGAGUUGUACGGAAACCAAACAGCUAGCAGUGGCGGACCAGGCUGUGAUCAAAACUGUGACAACAUCCUCAUGGACUACACGUGUAGUUGCAAUCCUGGAUAUUUACUGCAUGAGGCUGGCAGGCGGUGCAUCGAAAUACCUGCGACUAUGGCUACUGCUUCAACUGCAGCUUCAACAACAACUUAUCCUUCAAAGAGCACUACCGCAGAAACACCUGCAGCCAUGGGUCCUGUCUCAACGGCAGCUUCAACAACAACUUAUCCCUCGAAGAGCACUACCGCAGACAUUCCAUCGACGACCCCUCAACGAUCAACUGGGACUCCUGCAGUGACUUCGAAAACAACUACUGCGGGUCUGACUUCAGAAGUGACUUCAAAAUCGACUUCUACAGAAACAACCGCAAAUCCAGUACCAACUACAAGUCCGGGAGCAUCCCUUCCAGAAAUGACAUCUGGUCCUGUCGGCAGAGUGCCGACAAGCGCUGGUUCGACUUCUAGCUCAACUUCAAAAGAGCAAUCGCGAACAACUGAGUCAAUGACCACUUCGAAAUCGGUUGGAGAGCAAUCGCGAACAACUGAGAUAUUGACCGCUUCGAAAUCAGUUGGAGAGUUGACGACUGAGCGAAUCACAAGUCAAGUUUCAACAGCUCGCACUUUGACAGAACCUAGAACUAAAGAUCUAACGACUGAGCGAAUUACAAGUAAAGUUUCAACCGCUCGAACUUCGGCAGAACCAACCACUGAAGAUUGCCAGUUAUCUGCCUUCAGCUGUCUGAAUGGAGGGGCAUUUGAUGCUGAGUUUUGCAAGUGUGUUUGCCCACUUACCCAUUCAGGAGCAACAUGCGCUGAUGCGAGUCCGUGUCUCUCUGGUAAUAGAUGCCCUGAUGCUCAACACUACUGUCUACCAGAUAUAAACCAAGAUGGCUUCACUUGCAUUUGCAAUGUUUUCGAAGGGUUUUUCCCGCAAGAUAAUGGUUCUUGUCAACAACUUCCGUCUAAGCAGAUUGUGUUGACAGCUGAUUUGGAUUUCAACCAGGCCUUCAGAAAUCCGACAUCAAGUGCCUUCCGGAGACUAGCUGCUGUGUUUGAACGAGCGAUUUUUAUGAGGCUUAAGGACAAUCCAUCUACCAACGGUGUAUCGUCAGUUCACGUCCCGUGGAUGGAGGAAGGCAGUGUUAUCGUGAGGUCUGUGGCUUCAUUUGAAAACGGUGCGCCCUCAGACAUCACCGUGCAGGAAGUCAUGUCAAGCAGUCCAUCACUGAGUGACGGCAAUACGGUCAUCUCCAUCAACCGUGAUUCUGUAAUCGUAGACGAUGGGGAAGUAGUCUGUGUACCAACCUACUGCAAGAAUGGCGGGACAUGUGAGACGUCUGGGAACUUCCCUUACAUUUCAUUUACGUGCAGCUGUCAAGCUUCAUAUACCGGGGAGCGUUGCGAGACAGAAAUCGACGAGCCCGGCUCAGGCGGUCAGUCCACCAUUGCUUUAGUACUCAUCAUCGUUGGCUGUGCUGUGCUUAUUCUCGUGGCGGCGUGCAUGCUGCUCUGCAUGUGUCGUCUGGUUUGGAGGCAACGUACCAAGCCACUUGCUUACCGUGACCACAGACAGCGGUCGGGUGUGCCUAGAGAAAGCCGGAGCAUUCCUGAUCUGAGCACGGAGUCUGGUGAUGUCCCCCGCAUGGCAUAUUUCCAUGAUGAGGAGGAUAGGAUGAGUCGUCUGAUGCACGUCAUGAGACGCUCUCCCUACCUACAGCAGGGUUUACCGGGCCAAGAGGAGUUUAUCCGACCCUACAUAGCAACAGGAAUGGAAGGGCCGUACCGUCAAGAUCCUCGCGCCGAGUAUGCAGGACGUGUGGUGCACAAUCCGAUGGCCAUCUAAAAUUCAUCGCCAACGAUUCCCUUUGAUGUUCUGUGCUCAAUUCAUAUUUCAGAUAAUAUGUUUGUAAGUUGACAAUGCUUCGUUGAAAAGAAAAUUCCUUCUGCAGUGCCUGAUUUGAUGACAGCGCGCUUAAAUAUCACAGGCCUGUCUUCCUUUGUCUCUAUUAUUCACUGUCCUUUCAGACAAGUGCCUAAUGAGUGCCUAAUGUCUAUACCUAUGUUACCCGGGAAAAUAUAUUGUGUUAUCUGUAAAAAGAAACAGCUAACAUUAGCGGUAUGUUUGUCCAUAAUAUUUACAUGCUAAAGUAGGCGGUUUGUUUUCCAGUAGACAUUUAAGAACCCUAGACCAAGUAAUUUCAAGGCGUAAAUACAUUAGCUUUAAUAAAAACUCAAUAUUGUAACUCGGAGAUCAUUAUUCCAGCGGUUUAUUGUGUUAUAACAUUUAGUACAUUGUAACAACAUUAAGUUUAUUGUACACAGAGUAAAAAAUUAAAUAAAUAUAUAUCUUUAUACUUGAAUAUACGACGACUUUAGCCCUAUUGGUAUGAAUGUUCUAAGUAUGUUCCGAACUUUGGCACAGCAGAGAAACAAAUUUCUUGAGACGAAUUCAAAUUUUCAAACUCCCAAACAAACAGGCAAACAGCUGAGAGUAAAGGGCAUGGCAGAGUACAAUGUUUAUAAAUAUUGAUUAUUGGUGAUUGGGACGUUUCGUAUAAAAAAAAGGUGGAUAUUUAAGUUUACUAUUGUUGUCUACUCGGAAUAUUAAAUAGCCAGGAUGGAUAAUGAAGUAAUCAUGAUAAGCAAAUAUUUUGUUCUCAUUACGAACGAGAUAGCAAUUAGAAUACAACAUAAUUUUAUUGAUAAACUGCGUUUUGCAGUUCAAUCUUGUUAUGUGGAAAACAAACACUGAGUUUCUCUGUCAUGUACAUUGGCAUACAGUACUAAAAGUGUUGAAAUGACAACCUUAGAUAUACGAAUAAACGUACAGGUUCUUCAUUUCGUCAGAUUGUUACAUUCUUGUAUAUGGAAAAAGGAAUAAAUUUUACCUGGUUUAGAGCCAAGUCUGCUUGUAAAUUCGCCUGAGAUUAUAUGAGAUUUGUGUAUAGUUCUUAGAACAAAAUAUACAAAUUCAAUACUUUGGUGUUUGGUCGUUAUUGUAUAUCAUGCACAAAUUGAGAGUUUGCAUCAUGAACGAAUUGAUGAUUAAUUAAAAAAAACAGGGUAGGAGUAUAACAAUCGUUAGCUAAAAAGUAAUUUUUACAAUAAUGGUUAAGUCAUUUGAUGGCCGAUGUUCAUUGACAAUACUCAUUACACUUCAAGGAGUUUGAAUAUCUUUUUCCACUUAUUGUGUGUUCGUUGAACAAUUUAUGAUAAAAUAGUUAAUUGUAUGUCUAGCUAUCCUGUAAACGGAAAAGUAAACUUGAGUCAUCUGUAAGGCGCAACCGAAUUGUACAUUUGCAAUUAGGCCUAAAUGCGCCGGUUUUAAGAGGGAUGUCUUCAUUGUUUUAAUUCGUGUUUUCAUUAAUUGUGAAUUCGUUGAAAAAAAAAGUAUGGUUAAUUGUAAGUAGGUUUCCUGUAAACUGAACCUUUACAUUGGCACUUGCCAUUUACAUAUCAUUUACGUAGUCAUGAAGCAGUGUUGUAGUCGAGUACUUAAUUGUAAGUAGGUACUUAGGUUAACCGAGUACGAGUACUUGUACUUCCAAGUAGGCUACGAUAACAAGAACGAGUACUUGUUUUCCGAGUACGAGUACGAGUACUUCUAUUUCCGAAUACGACCACACGGCAAAUGGUGCACAGAGGGAAAUCGGGAAACAUCGAUUUCUCUGCAAGCCAAUCAACCAUUUCAAACUGAAAGAAUCGAUACAAUAAGGCCGUGGUAAGUCAUGUUAUAACAUUUUUUUCCGAGUACUGCUUUUCGAGUACGAGUACUUUGAUAAUAUAGUACAAUUUCGACAUAUCAAGUACGAGUAGGCCUACUUUGCUGCCUGAGUACGAGUACCGUCAUUUCGAGUACGAGUGCUUUGACAUUCGAGUACGAGUGCGAGUACUUAAAAAAGGACUCAAGUAGUACUCGGUACGAGUACCGAGUACAAGUACUACAACACUGCUAUUCAGUUGUACAUUAAUUUAUAGGCCUAAAUGCAUGAGGUUAAGGGCAUGUACUCAGAGUUUUCAUUCUAAUGUAGUGACAAUAGCAUGUUUAAAUUUGCGUUUCUCGAGGCUAUUCCAGACUUUUAUCCCGAAAAAAAUGGAUUGUACUUUUUCUAGUAAUACACAAAGUUAUUCAUUUUUGAAUGAGACAUCGGCGGAAAACAAAAAUCGGCCCAUAUUUUUAGUUAUUGGUUGAUUAGUAGACAAUUUCGAUUUAUCGGCUGCCAGACAAUAAUUCAGUUUCAAGGUGUUGACUGGUUCACGCCCCACACUACCCGUUCAUAAUACAUGUAUCGGGAGCCAGUCUGCUCAGAAAACGGAUCUGUUUGUGCCCAAAUCAAUUGUUGCAGUUGUCCACAAAAAGAAAAAAAUAGGAGACGGCGAAUUUGGCCUUUCAGAGGGUUGGAAUGAAACAUACAAGUUGAAUAUGUUUUAAUAAGAACGCAUCUCGAAUGUUUUGAACAGCAUCGGGGAACGCCACUUUAACAUGUAUGAUCGAUGUGAGUACCAAUUUUUGAAAGUGAUGUGUCAAUUAAAGAUCACGCGAUUUUCAGGUGAUUCUUAUUUUAAUAGUAGGAAGUUCAUAGACAUCCUGGGAGUUAGUUUGAACCUGCAUUUGAAUCACGUUCGUUGAGAAGAAAUGCACCCACUUUUAGUAUCAGCAAAGGGUUCGUUAGCGGUGAAGUAUCCGUAAAUAUAACCACAAUGGCCGAAUCAUGUUGGAAAAAUGUGUAUGGAUAAUUUUAUGUCAACAACUAUACCAUGCUACCAAAAUAGUCACUGAUUAACAAAAGAUUAAAAUCAAUCUUGAUAUUCUCACAGUUUGACAACCCGAGAGAGAGUGUUUAUGAUUCCGCCCCCUCUGCUGUCUGGGGCCUACUCCUGUAGAUCUCAUUUCACAGAUAAACAAAAUGAAAUAUUCUUCAGCGAUUGCAAAUAUUUUAGGACUCGCAUUUGAAAAUCUCGUAAUUAAUUUUAAAAAGUAAUGAUCUAGGCACUUUAUUGAAAAGAAUUUAAGUUACAUCCUUUGCCCGAAUUGUUUUCUUAUUUAAGGUUAUGCAUUUAUACAUUAUGCUUAAGCUUUUAGUGUUAUUUUUAUUGAGACUGCCCCUGUGAUUUUAAAAACUGAUGUUAUUAAUUCGGAAGCAACUUAAGUCUUGGUCAUAAUAAAAUAUUAUUUGGUGUUAGAGGUACAGAA